GUGUGGCGCUACGGUGCGUGCGUGCGAUAGACACAGAGAGAGAGAGAGUGUACGAGAGAGAUAGCGUGUGCGUGCGUGUGUGUGUGAAAGAGAGAGAGAGUAGACGUUUGCCGAGAGAGGAGAAAAAUGCCUGUGCGACUUCACCGCCGUCAUCGUUCAUGACCAGCAGCAGCAGCAGCAGCUGCCUUGUGCCUCCUUUCUUUUGUUUCGCCGCCGACCCGAACCGCGAGAGCGUGUGCGUGCGCCCGUGUGCUCGUUGGUGCAUUGGUGUGCGCGAUUGUGUGUGUGUGCGGGAGAAUCGAGUUACGGUGUGUAUAUGCUGUAUAUGUGCGUGUGAGCUGCGGAGUACAGACUGUAGUGACUGUGUGUGUGUGUGAGAGCGUCGUCGUCGUCGCUGUUGUCGUCGUCGUCGUCGCCGUCGCCGCCGCCGCCACCGCGUUCACGUAUACACACACAUACGCAACUUAAUAUAAAUUUUAUAAAAAAAAAUAAUAAUACUUUAAUAUUGUAAUAAAUAAUAUUAUUGUUUAUCAGCACUAGUGGAGUAGGCUUAAAGUGGCAGACCGCAGAAGUCAGUGUGUGCGUGUGUGUACGUCUGUAUUUAUAAAUAAAAUUGUGUACGUGUGCGCGUGUUGUGUCCGUAUGUAUUCGUCGUAGGUUCGCGUUCGCGUGCAAUAAUAAUAAUAAUAAUAAUAAUAAUAAUAAUAAUAAUAAUAAUAAUAAUAGUAAUCAAUCAAUUUUGUGAUAAAUUUUUUACCCGCUAUACCAUAGGUGCAUCUUAAUUGUUUCGUUUUAUAUAUCAUUUUGUUGUCCGACCGUACGCGACGCGUUUUAAAAAUUGUACGAAAAACAUCCUCGAAGAGAAUGCCGAGCGCAUCGUUCAGCUCUACCCGUUCUUAUACGCGGAGGACGAGGAGAAAAGGCACCAACCGUUUGCCUAUACCGUCUAGAACGUCGAAUUCUGGUGGAGUUGUUGAAGCUGGAGUAACAUGUGAACCUUUAGUUGCUGCAAGUGGUAGCUAUGCUACUCCAGGAGGUGCUAGUACUAGUACUAGCUUUCAACAUGUGCCGCCUUAUGAUUUACGUGGCCGAAAAUCACCUUUACACUUACAUGAUGCUAGUACUGCUGGAUUUAAUGCAACAGCACCAGUUCACCCGACUGCCACUCGUCCUACAUCACCUACAGCAUCAGCUACUGCAUCAGUAUUACAGUCAGCUGCUACUCCACCUUUAUCUCAACCUGCUCGAAAACGGCUUAGGAGAAAUACUUCAUGUACAAUUACUAGCUCUGACAAUUCAAAUUCAGCCGCCCAUUAUUUACAAUGUGAACUGCCAGAUGAGGUAAUGUUAACGAUAUUCAGUUACUUAUAUGAACAAGAUCUAUGCAGAAUAGCUCAAGUUUGUAAACGAUUUCAAGCAAUAGCUAAUGAUAAUAAUCUAUGGAAAAGAUUAUAUCAAAGUGUAUUUGAGUAUGAUACACCACUGUUUCAUACAGAAAAUUGUCGUUUUGAUUUUAUUCCAUUCGAAGAAAGUGAACACCACAAUCCGUGGAAAGAAAGUUUUAGGCAACUAAAAAAACGUUGUUUACAUGUACGACCACAUUAUAAUGGUACUGCUAAAGACCCAGUUAGGAGAAUGCCACAUUUUGAAACAAUCCAAGCGGGUUUAGAUUAUGCAGAUGAGCAUUUAAAUGGUGGAGCAAAAAUAUUUUUACAUCCUGGUACUUAUCGUGGAGAAUUUUUGGUGAUAGAUUCAGAUGUAACAUUAAUUGGAGCUGCUCCUGGUGUUGUUGCUGAUGCAGUAAUUCUUGAAAGAGAUUCUGAAUCAACUGUAAUGUUUGUUGAGGGUGCCAAAAGUGCCUAUUUGGGACAUGUUACAUUAAAAUUUACUCCAAACGUUACUUCAACAGUACCACAUCAUAAACAUUUUUGUUUGGAAGUUGGCGAAAAUUGUUCACCUACAAUUGAUCAUUGUAUUAUAAGAAGCUCAUCAGUUGUAGGAGCUGCUGUAUGUGUAAGUGGAGCUGGUGCAAAUCCAAGGAUUCACCAUUGUGAUGUUAGUGACUGUGAAAAUGUUGGUAUAUAUGUUACUGACCAUGCUCAAGGAACAUUUGAAGACAAUGAAAUUUGUAGAAAUGCUUUAGCUGGUGUUUGGGUUAAAAAUCAUGCAAAUCCAGUAAUGCGUCGCAACCAUAUACAUCAUGGAAGAGAUGUGGGCAUAUUUACAUUUGAUAAUGGAUUGGGUUUUUUUGAAGCUAAUGACAUUCAUAAUAACCGCAUUGCUGGUUUUGAAGUCAAAGCUGGAGCAAAUCCAUCUGUUGUACAAUGUGAGAUUCAUCAUGGUCAGACAGGUGGCAUUUAUGUCCAUGAAAAUGGUCUUGGCCAGUUUAUUGAUAACAGAAUUCAUAGUAAUAACUUUGCUGGUGUUUGGAUCACUUCAAAUAGCAAUCCAACUAUACGGCGGAAUGAUAUAUAUAAUGGACAUCAAGGUGGAGUAUAUAUAUUUGGUGAAGGCAGAGGACUUAUUGAACAUAAUAAUAUAUAUGGAAAUGCAUUAGCUGGUAUUCAAAUUCGUACAAACAGUGACCCUAUUGUUAGGCAUAAUAAAAUUCAUCAUGGACAACAUGGUGGAAUAUACGUACAUGAGAAAGGUGCAGGGCUUGUUGAAGAAAAUGAAGUAUACGCAAACACAUUAGCUGGUGUUUGGAUCACUACGGGUAGUACUCCAGUUUUGCGGCGCAACCGAAUCCAUUCGGGUAAACAAGUGGGUGUAUAUUUCUAUGAUAAUGGACAUGGAAAACUUGAAGACAACGACAUUUUUAAUCACUUAUAUUCUGGUGUUCAAAUAAGAACUGGUAGUAAUCCAAUAAUUAAAGGUAAUAAAAUCUGGGGAGGUCAAAAUGGUGGAGUUUUAGUAUAUAAUGGUGGAUUAGGAGUUUUGGAACAAAAUGAAAUAUUUGAUAAUGCAAUGGCUGGUGUUUGGAUAAAAACAGAUUCUAACCCAACACUUAAACGCAAUAAGAUCUAUGAUGGCAGAGACGGUGGAAUAUGUAUAUUCAAUGGUGGUAAAGGUAAUUUAGAAGAAAAUGAAAUAUUUAGAAACGCUCAAGCUGGUGUUUUAAUUUCAACUCAAAGUCAUCCUACAUUGAGGCGCAAUAGAAUUUUUGAUGGCUUAGCUGCUGGCGUUGAAAUCACUAACAACGCAACAGCUACCUUAGAUAGUAAUCAAAUAUUUAAUAAUCGUUUUGGUGGGCUUUGUUUAGCCAGUGGUGUACAACCUAUUGUUAGAUGCAAUAAAAUUUAUAGUAACCAAGAUGCUGUAGAAAAGGCUGUAUGUAAUGGUCAAUGUUUGUAUAAAAUAUCCUCAUACACUUCAUUUCCAAUGCAUGAUUUUUACCGUUGUCAGACUUGCAACACGACUGAUAGAAAUGCAAUUUGUGUAAAUUGUAUAAAAACAUGCCAUGCUGGACAUGAUGUUGAAUUCAUAAGGCAUGACAGAUUUUUCUGUGAUUGUGGAGCUGGCACAUUAAAUAACCAAUGUCAGUUACAAGGAGAGCCAACCCAGGACACAGAUACACUUUAUGACUCAGCAGCACCUAUUGAAUCACAUACUUUAAUGGUGAAUUAAAAAGUAAAGAAGACAUUUUAAGUACUUAAUAUUAAGUAAAACAAAAUGUAUGUAUCAUAUUAGGAUUUUUUAAUUGUUAGUAAAUAAUACUUGAUGGUAAAUGAACCAAUUAAUAAACCCCUUAUAUGGUUUAUUAUGUAACCUUAAGUAUAAAUUUAUUCAUUCCUUUUGUUCUUCUACUUAACAAAAAACCUUUUCGUUUUAAAACUGAAUAAAACGUACAACCUAAUAUAUUGUCCAAUUUAUUAUUACUAAUUCAUUGUGUAUUAUUUUGGAUAAAUAUUUUUGACUGCAUAAUUAUGUGAUUUAUCAUUUCAUGUUAAUAAUAAUAAGCCAUUCAAAUUUAAACAAAACAAUUGGUUGGCUCACCUUAUUCUUGAUAGGAAAUUUUUUUUUUUAUACUUAAAUCAGAUUACCUGAAUAUUACCUACCAUUAGGCUUAAAUCUAAAUUAUGGUAUUAAUCUAUCAAGUCUGUUAAUAAAUUAACAAAAUUAAAAUUUAAUUUGUAUUUUUUUUCGUAUUUUAAUUAUUAAUUUUGAUGUAUAUUAUAAUAAAUAUAUAUAUCGAUUUAAUUUAUUAAAUGUAAUUAAUAUUAGAGUGUGUACUUUUUAUAAAUUGUGCAAUAUAUUUAUUGAAUAUAUAUAUAUAUUAUUUUUCAUAUAAAUUAUCAUUUUUUUUUUGUAUCAUUCUAGACAAUUAUUGUAUAUUAGUUAAGGCCGUUUUGUGUAUAAAUUAUUUCCAUGUAACAUCUAAGCUUUAAUUGUAAUGGUAAUAGAAUGUACUACAUCUAUAUUGUUUAUAAAUAAUUUUAGAAAUAUUUGAAACUCGACAUCAAAAAUAAUUUUGUAAAUAGAGUUAAAAAUAAUUUAAAAUAUUUGUAUUUGUUAAUUUGUAUUCGUUUUUUUUUCGUAGACUUAAUGUACAUGUUUUCAAAAUAACAUAAAAAAUGUUGAUUUCACAAUUUUUUUUCAUGUAUUUAUAUAUAAAUAUAUAAUAUGGUAUAUAUUUAUAUAUAUUUAUACUUGACAUAAUAACUAAAUAAACAGCACUUAAUGAAAAAAAGAAAGAAAAAAACGUUACCAUAAUAUUAAAACAAUUUUUUUCUGUCUUUCCAUUGCUCAAAACAAACUAAUAUAUAAAAAAAAAAAUGUUAGAAAUUAUAUAGCACUAUGAUUCUUAUCAUCCUUAAAUAAAAUCACAGGUCCUGCGUGCAAUUUUUCUUAGUGUUUAGAGUUGUUGUUUAUGUGUUUGCUUGACAUUUUAUUGUAAUGCAUUUAUUUAACAAAAAUGUGUAAAUAAUUUUUUUUAAAUUCAAUUUGUUUUCUUUUUUUUAUGCUGUGUUGUGCCAUAAAUUAAUAUUUUGUACAGGAAAACACUCCAAACUAUCAGGACAGUUUUUUUUAAACAUUUUUAAUUUGCUGUUUUUAUUUUCAUAAUUAUUAAAUAUUUUUUCUAUUCUUCAAAUGUAUUUAAGGUUGUGAUUUAAUUUCAUUUUAACAUAAUAUUAUGAUGAUUAAUAAAACUAGUAAAAUACUUUAUUUCCUGAUCUUAA
Messenger RNA from Rhopalosiphum padi (bird cherry-oat aphid), 5180 nucleotides. RefSeq names its product F-box only protein 11 (gene FBXO11). Gene Ontology annotation, molecular function: zinc ion binding; protein binding. The coding region runs from base 865 to 3627 and encodes 920 amino acids. Lineage: Eukaryota; Metazoa; Arthropoda; Insecta; Hemiptera; Aphididae. Gene Ontology annotation, biological process: regulation of apoptotic process; protein ubiquitination; ubiquitin-dependent protein catabolic process. The transcript has 9 exons. The record is from RefSeq and is a predicted model, not a curated record.